This is a messenger RNA of Mustela erminea (ermine), 4255 nucleotides long. Its product is annotated as inactive serine/threonine-protein kinase TEX14-like. The record is from RefSeq and is a predicted model, not a curated record. Gene Ontology annotation, cellular component: kinetochore; midbody; intercellular bridge. Gene Ontology annotation, molecular function: protein binding; protein kinase activity; ATP binding. The coding region runs from base 2235 to 4157 and encodes 640 amino acids. NCBI's taxonomy places the organism in Eukaryota, Metazoa, Chordata, Mammalia, Carnivora, Mustelidae. The transcript is spliced from 14 exons. Gene Ontology annotation, biological process: intercellular bridge organization; mitotic spindle assembly checkpoint signaling; mitotic sister chromatid separation.
CUACUUGUGAUCUCUGUCUGUCAAAUAAGUAAAUAAAUCUUAAAAAAAAAAAAAAAAAAGAAAGAAAGAAAGAAAGAAAGAUCUUGAGCUAUUAUUGCCCUGCACUGAAGCUGCCUUCUUGGGAAAGGGCUAUUCUCGACCUCAGUCAGUCCAAGCUAGCAGCUCGGCAGCUCAAGAGAGACCAGUAGCUGAUCACAGAGCAUAGCAAGGACAUUGAUAAAAACUAACAUGCCUCCCUCCAACCCUGAGGUGGCCUAUCCUGCACUGGGCCUGGGAUCAGCUCUACUCAGCCAAUCAAUGACUUAAGGGAGAACUUUCUUAACUCCAGUGGGUGCCCAGAUGAUAAGCAGACACUGAGACACUGAAGCCCAGAGGCUGGGAGGGACAGAGGGAAGAGGAAAACCACUUUUUAAUUUAAUAAGUAUUUACUGAGGCUCCUCCUGAGCUAUGCUCUGAGGUGAACAAUGCUGGGAACACAGCAGUGACAAAGACAGCUGCAAGCCCUGACUCACAGGCCUUGGUCCAGCAGGGGUAGAGAGACCUAUCUUCAGUGACAGCCUGGGGAAUCAGGGGAGACUCCUGGUGAUCAAGAGGGCUUCCCAGAGAAUUCAUAAGGAUAACCAAGGGAAUACUGAGAAGAGCAUUCAAAGAAAGGCAAGUGAGUGCAUAGACAGAAGAGUGUGAAACAGACUGGGGAGUGGGAAGACAGGGAUGGAAGGGUAGGCAGGCCAGAUGAUGCCAUCUUUGUUGCCAGGCUUCAUGGGCUGGACUGUGUCCCAAGGGCCCUGGGGAGUCAGGAGGGUUUCAAGCAAGGGAGGGACAAAGUCAGGUUUGGCUUUUGUAAAAGUCCCCUAGCUACCUCAUAGUGAGUGUACCAGAGCGGGGAGACGGGCUGGGAGUCCAAGGGAAGCUAGAGUAAGGAAUCGCCACAGGCCGCUGGAGCAUGGUAGGACGAUAGAAACGGAGGAGGGGGCUGGUGAGAAGGACAGUCUGGAAGCUGAGUGGAUGGGCCAUCCGGCUGAGAGGCUGGAUGGGAGGGAGACACUGAAGGGCGAGGCCCAGGGCCCUCGCUUGAAGAGGGGGGGCUCUGAGAUGGUGCGGGGAGGAAAUGCAGUUUUGGGGAGAUACAAGUGUGGGACCCAGUGGAUGGUACGGUAUCAGAGGAUUUCCAGGGAGCGGUGUCCAGGACACGUGGGGCCCGUGGUGGUGGUGAGAAGCGUGGAAAGAAGACAGCCAAACAGGGAUCAGAAAGGGCCCACCACCUCAAACAAGUCCUGGGGCAGGCGGAAAAAGCGGGUAACAUGUACCGCACAGCCGACAGCUCUGGGGUGGAUAUCGCUUUCUCUUCUUUCGCAUCACGUCAGGGCUGUGGGGGCGUCUCUCAGAGGAGGGGGAUGCUGCGCAAGCGCAAGCCACCGAAGCGCAUGCGCCCCAGGUUCCCGCUCCACCGUGCCUGGGUAACGUGGUAACCACUGCUGGAGCGCAACGGUAGGUACAAAGUGCUGUGGGCUGGAGCCUAGACUCCAGAAUCUUCCUAGAGCUUACUGGGCCCUCAGACUAGACCCCGCUGCCAGACCUCGGCCUUCCCUCAUACUCCUCCCUCCUUCCCACGCCUGGUGGCCCGCAGAACCUACCCGUUUAAAGACUCUGGCUCCCAGCCCACAGACAUAGCCCUCAGGUCCCCUUCCUCAGUCCCCUCCCAUAGCCCACAGACCCCACCCCAGCACCUAGAGGCUUCCCUCAACCUCAGUCCGUGUCCGCAACCGUCAGACCCUCUCCCAGCCCGCAGAGCCUGCCUCUGCGCCUUAGCCCUUGCCCUGACCGCCCUUCCUUCCACCCCCUCGUGUAUACCCCUUCUCAGGCCAAGCCCUAAGGCCCCUCUUCACCAGACCCUUUUCCUAAACCACUAGUGUCCUUUCCAGAGCUCAGGUCCUGUCCCUGGAGCCCUUACACCCCCUCCCCCAGAGAGAAUGCCCAGCCCCCAGACUCCCUUAGACCCCGGACCUGCUGGUCUGGUCGUUAGCUCUCCCUCCGACCACUUUCCCCAUUCAAACACCUAACAGCAGAGCAGACUCCUCCUGAGUCUCCUCUCUUUCUCACGCGGCCUUCUAGGACUCCCAGCCGGCUCUGUAUUUAUUGCCCCCAAGAGGUCCUAUGUUUACUUCCUCCUCCCUCAUAAGAAACCCCUAGGUGAUCCCUGUCCAGGAGCUGAGUGAGGAGGCCGGAGCCCACAGAUGCCCUCCCUGCGCUCUCGCUUCCCCAUGGAGCUGGGCUCUGUUAGGGAUCCAGAAGCGCAGCUGGGACGACUGCAUCGCUUGGCCCUGGCUGGGGGCCCAGGAUGGGGCCUCACUCGGCUCCUGCGGAGAGUUGUCCAGGUGGAUGGUGAGAACUCCGCUGGGCAGACGGGGCUCUUCCUCUCGGCGCUGCUGGGCCACAGCUCUGCUGUGCAGCUCUUGCUGACCUUUGGCGCCAACCCCAACCACCGCUGCCUCGAUGGCAGCACACCUGUGCACGCAGGCGCCUUCUCGGGCCGCAGCCUGGUGAUGCUGCACCUGCUGCAGGCAGGGGGUGACCUGCGUCUGCAUGACCAGCAGGGUCGCACACCUUGGGACUGGGCUGAGCAGGGUGGUGCCAAGCAGAGCUGGGAGGUGCUGGAGCUCUUAGAGCUGUGCCGAGCCCACAUGUCGGCACUAGUGCAUGACGGUGAGUUGGUGGUCAGUGCAUCCCUGGGCCAGUUGCAGGCCGGCUGUAGACACAGCCUGUGUGGCUCCCUGUCCUUGCCGCGGCGGGAGUGUGCAGACAGGGCACCGAGACGAGAGCGCAUCAGAAGACCCCCCCGAAUUCCAGCCUUGGGGUUUGGCCAGCUGAGCUGCCUGAGGCCACUGGGGCUGGUGACAGGCAUACCCCUUGCGGACCCCAAGGAGCUGCUGCCAGCCCAAGGCGAGCCCGACCGCACCUACGAGAGCAGCUCCCACACCCUCAUGGCCAACCUCCUGUGGAGGGGCCACUCCGUGACAGCUCGGAAGCUGAAGGCACCUGAAGCUCAGCCGGAUGUGCUGUUGGCUGACCUUCAGCACUGCAGCACCCUGCACCACCCUAACCUGUUGCUGCUGAUGGCACUGAGCCCCUCGGCCGACCUGUCGGGGUUGUGCCUCCUCUUCGAACCGGUGUGGCUGGGCUCCCUGCACGUGGUGCUGCACCCCCGUGGGCCGAGUCCAGGAGGACCCCGUGCUGUGCCGGGGCUGCUGCCUGGCCACCUGCUGCUGCAGGUGCUGGAGGCGCUGCUGUUCCUGCAGGCCCGCUGGCACGCCCACGGUGGCCUUAGCUCUCACGCCGUGCAGCUGGUCCGGCCAGGCCUGGCCAAAGUGAGCAGCCUGGAGCACGGGCGGCCCCUGCACCAACACUGGCUGCAGCCCAGGCCACAGCAGGGCUACUCCUGGGGAGGCUCAGGUCCAGGGCUGCCCCCACCUCCUGAACUGUACCCAUGGCUGCCACUUGAGCUCAUCUGCGGUGACACGCCUGCUGCCACCUCAGAUCUCUACAGCUUCUGCAUCCUGGCCCAGGAGGUGUUCACUGGAGGCCAUGGCCCAGGUACGGGAUAUGCUGGCCGGCCGGGAAGUGACUGUGGAACAGUAGGCCGGACCCACAUCACACACUCAGCCGCCUUUCCCCAGGACUCGGCUCCUGAGGUGAGCUCCCGGAUGCACUGGACCUCACGGUGCUCUGCAUCUCAGGAUUUCCUACCAGACACACUGUACUGUGAGGUGGCUCCCCGAACCAAGAUUCCACCCAGGCCUGUACCCCCUGUGAUGUCCCUAGGCCUCUCCCCAUGCCAGGCGCUGAAGACUCCUGAGGUCACAGGCCACAGCAGAGUCCAGAGGGCCUCAGCCUGGGACUCAGACAGCAGCUUGACUCUAGGCAGCAGCCCGAGUCCCGGCUCCAGCCUCUACCCAGGCUCCAGCCCUGCAGCCCCGGUCAGCCUGCACCACUGCCUGGAGCCCAGCUCGACAGAGCCCAGUACCGAGCUGAUCAGAGGAUGUCUCUUCUCCAGCCUGCAGAAGAUGGACCUGCUGGAGGAGAUCAUAGCGGAGCUGCGGGGUGGAUGCCCACUCGGAGACAAGCCCAGCUUUGACCCUGCUCCUGAAAUCGAUUCUUAGAGUGCCUGUGACUGCCUUUCUGCAGACACCGCCCCUCAGAGCCUCCCAGGACGGACUUCCCAUGCAGCACUUGCUGAAAUGAUAACGUGAUAAAGCAA